AUGUCACAACCUUUUGUCUCAACUCCAAGAAAAUCCUCCAAAGAGAAAGAAAACCCUAAAAAUAUUGGCAUUGAGAUAGAUUUCUCUGAUGUCAUCACUGAUGAUGUUCCUCUCUCAAUUGUUCAUGUCCAUGCAACCCCCAUGACAAAGGCCAGAACUUCGUCUUCAAGAGAAAACAAGCCUACUAAAGUAAGUACCUCUUCCACUCCCUCUAUAACUGUGAUAAAUAUGAAUGAUCCUGAACCUCCCAAGGGUGUAAAUAAACCCAUGUCCAUGACUAUCUUGUAUCUCGAUCCCAUCAGCAUUGAACCUAAUAUUGGUUUGAAUGAAGAUUGUUCCACUAUGACAAAUGUUAUGGAAAAUGUAGAAGCUUCUGGAACCAGCAAUAAACCGAGGACCGAAGAUAUAACUAAUGAGCUAAGUAGCAAAGAUAAAAACCUUAUUGAUCAACCCACUGACAUUGUUAAUAUUGAGGAAUUGGACUCUAAUGAUGUUCCUAUCGGCCAAAGACUGGCUCCUGGCAUAGCUAAAAGGUUGAAGAAUAGGAAAGGUCAAGUUGUUGGGUCCUCCAGCACUCCCUCCAAAUCUAUCAAGAAGAAGGCUAAUGUUGGUCCCACUAAAAGAUGGAGCAAGGUGGUUACUCAUACGCCUAAGAAGAAUUCUCUGAAAAGGAAGGAAGUUCCCUCUGAUUCUAGUGAAUCUGAUCAGGAUGUCGAACACAAUGUUCAGGAUAUCAUCUCCACUUCCAGAAAACAAGCCUCUGGAAAGAAGAUUCCAGCCAACAUUUCUAAAGUUCCACUUCACAACAUUUCUUUUCACUCUGUUGAAAAUGUUGAAAAAUGGAAAUAUGUUUAUCAAAAAAGGUUAGAACUAGAAAGGGAAUUGGGGAAGGAUGCGUUUGAAUGUAAAGAGGUGUUAAGUCUGAUUCAAGAAGCUGGUCUGAUGAAAAAUGCAACAGGUUUUGGCAAGUGCUAUGAAAUGUUGGUCAAAGAGUUUAUUGUGAACAUCUCCAAAGAGUGUGACAACAAAAGGAGAAAGGAAUUCAGAAAAGUGUAUGUCAGAGGAAGAUGUGUGUAUUUUUCUCCUGAAAUAAUCAACAAGUUCUGGGAAGAAAUGAAGAAGAACAAUCUGAAAUUGAAGUCUCAGACAAUGUCAUCUGCAAAGAGAUCACUGCUAAGCAAAAUUGGAGCUGCCAAUUGGGUGCCAACCAAUCACACCUCCAAUAUAGCUAUUGGGCUAGAGAAAGGUGGUGAGGAAGCUUAUGGAACUAAUGAGGAAGAGGAUAAUAAAGACAGAACUGUUACUAGUGAUGAGGAAGAGACUAGCAGUGAUGAAGAUUAA
Messenger RNA from Lathyrus oleraceus (garden pea), 1341 nucleotides. RefSeq lists its product as uncharacterized. The record is from RefSeq and is a predicted model, not a curated record. The transcript is spliced from 4 exons. Lineage: Eukaryota; Viridiplantae; Streptophyta; Magnoliopsida; Fabales; Fabaceae. The coding region runs from base 1 to 1341 and encodes 446 amino acids.